Messenger RNA from Musa acuminata subsp. malaccensis (wild Malaysian banana), 1265 nucleotides. Its product is annotated as zinc finger protein WIP2-like. Gene Ontology annotation, biological process: anatomical structure development; regulation of gene expression. NCBI's taxonomy places the organism in Eukaryota, Viridiplantae, Streptophyta, Magnoliopsida, Zingiberales, Musaceae. Gene Ontology annotation, molecular function: DNA-binding transcription factor activity. Gene Ontology annotation, cellular component: nucleus. The record is from RefSeq and is a predicted model, not a curated record.
CAAGCUUAUACAUCGCGGCUCUUAUAUCACUUCUCUCCCGCAGUCCCUACCGUUGUCUGGCAGAUCUUGGUGGCUUAGAACUUGUUCCUUCUCUGUGUGUCUCGCUUCGUUCUACUCUCUGUGAGCAUCCCUAACCAUGGCAGAUCACUACACUAAUUUCUUCGAGGCUUUCCUCAGCAACAAUACUUUCUCCUCCUCCACCCCAUCCUCUCCGGCAGUUGCCACCACCUACGGCUUCUCCCACGGCCACACCAGUUCUCCUCCUGUGAGAGAGGCCCUCCCUCUCCUCAGGCUGAGUCCCACAAGGCACCCAGGGGAGGACAACACCUCUUGCAGCGUGUUUGAUGAAGGUGGAAAGGACGAGGCCAUGUGCAUCGAUGGCGAAGCUGAUGCUGCGGUUAUCGCUCUCCACUUAGGCCCUCCAAGCCCCGGUGCAGUUGAUCUAAUAUCAAGAAACUCUUCGGAGGCUGAUACUGAACAAAAAGGAGGAGGAGGAGGAGGAGGUGAUGGUGAUGUGGUUCCCUUAGGUUACCCUUCCAAUCCCAUAGGAAGGAUCAACAAGGGACAGUAUUGGAUUCCCACCCCAUAUCAGAUCCUCAUUGGUCCAAUCCAGUUCUCUUGCCCGGUGUGCAGUAAAUCUUUCAAUAGGUACAACAACUUGCAGAUGCAUAUGUGGGGACAUGGAUCACAGUACAGGAAGGGACCAGAGUCGCUAAGAGGCAUCCAGCCGACGGCGAUGUUACGGCUUCCAUGCUACUGCUGCGCGCCCGGUUGCCAGAACAACAUCGACCAUCCGAGAUCGAAGCCACUGAAGGACUUCAGGACCCUCCAAACUCACUUCAAAAGGAAGCACGGAAUCAAGCCCUUCGUGUGCCGGAAAUGCGGCAAGGCCCUCGCGGUUCGCGGCGACUGGCGGACCCAUGAGAAGAACUGCGGGAAGCUGUGGUACUGCAUCUGUGGCUCCGACUUCAAGCACAAGAGGUCGCUCAAGGAUCACAUCAAGUCCUUCGGCCGGGGCCACGCGCCAGUCGGCGCCGACUGCUUCGAGGACGACGACGAGCCCCUGUCCGAGAUCGAACAAGACUCUCUACAAGCUCACAAGGGGAGGUAAUAUGGCCAAUGCAUAAUUCCUUGUAAGCGGAGAGUCAUCUCAGCAUCUCUUCACGCUUACUAAUAACUCUCAUAGAUCAAUGGAAAUGUGUUGUUCUUAUGCUGUCAGGUUAGCUAUGGAUCUCCUUUCUUUCCUGUAGUUCACUUUAGGCUUA